Messenger RNA from Telopea speciosissima, 903 nucleotides. RefSeq lists its product as uncharacterized. Gene Ontology annotation, molecular function: catalytic activity. Gene Ontology annotation, cellular component: nucleus. Gene Ontology annotation, biological process: chromatin remodeling. NCBI's taxonomy places the organism in Eukaryota, Viridiplantae, Streptophyta, Magnoliopsida, Proteales, Proteaceae. Bases 1 to 903 code for a protein of 300 amino acids. The transcript is spliced from 2 exons. The record is from RefSeq and is a predicted model, not a curated record.
AUGGGUAAGAGUUUAGAGCUGAUAGAUGUUAUGCGUAGAAGAAGGAUUAAUGUUGCAUGUAUUCAAGAAACAAGAUGGAAGGAUCACAAAGCCAAGGCAUUAGAUGACUUUAAAUUAUGGUACUUGGGAGGCGAAAGAGGGAGAGGUGGAGUGGGCAUAGUUGUGGACAAAGACCUUAAGAAUGAAGUAGUGGAUGUUAAAAGAAUUGGCGAUAGGAUCCUAUCUAUCAAGCUGGUGGUAGUCAACGAGGUCAUCAACAUAGUUAGCGUGUAUGCGUCGCAAGCAGGACUAGAUGACAGUGUUAAAUUACAAUUUUGGGAACACAUGGAUGGUUUAGUGCAAGAGUUUGGUCAGGGUGAGAAAAUUAUUAUUGGAGGUGACCUUAAUGGACAUGUGGGCAGAGAACGUAGAGGGUAUGAAGAAGUUCAUGGAGGGUAUCGAGUUGGAGAGAGGAAUGAAGAGGGGACAUCAGUGCUUGACUUUGCGAUAGCAUAUGAUAUGUGCAUUGCAAAUACCUUUUUUAAAAAGAGAGAUGAACAUUUAAUUACCUACAAGAGUGGGCAGCAUGCAAGCCAAAUAGAUUUCUUCCUAAUCAGAAGGUCUGACAGAUUAUUAUGUAAGGAUUGUAAGGUCAUACCGGGAGAGUGCUUAACCCAACAUAGACUGGUGGUCUUGGAUAUGUACCUUGGUACGAGACACCGUAAGAAGGCGAAACAAGUUUGUCCUAAAAUAAGAUGGGGCCGGUUACAAGGAGCUCUCCUAGAAUCAUUUACCGAGAAAAUGGCCUUGCAAGGGAGGUGGGAUUUUGAAGGAGAUAUAAACGAGAUGUGGAUUAAUAUGACGACAUGUAUCAAGAAGGUUGCUAAGGAAGUACUUGGGAUUUCUAAAGGAUAUUCAUCAUGA